AUGCAGCUGCCACCCUUUGACAUGUGGAAGGACUACUUCAACCUGAGCCAGGUGGUGUUGGGACUGAUCCAGAAUCGUCGACAAGGGCCAGAGGCCCCGGGCACCGGGGAGCCAAGACCUGAGCCCCCACUGGAGCAGGACCAGGGCCCGGGAGAGCGGGGGGCCAGCGGGGGGCUGGCCACCCUGUGCAACUUUUGCAAACACAAUGGGGAAUCUCGCCACGUGUACUCCUCGCACCAGCUGAAGACACCGGAGGGCGUGGUGGUGUGUCCCAUCCUACGACACUAUGUGUGUCCCCUGUGCGGGGCCACCGGUGACCAGGCUCACACACUCAAGUACUGCCCGCUCAACGGCGGCCAGCAGUCUCUCUAUCGCCGCAGUGGGCGCAAUUCAGCCGGCCGCAAGGUCAAGCGCUGAGGACCGCAAGGUGCCCACCCCUGCACACCCAGCCUCUGGGCUCAGUCCUACCGAGUCCCUGGACUCCUCUCCAUUCCCGGACUCACCCCGCCUUCUGGAAGAUCUGACCCCCAGGAUGCCACCCCUGCUGGAUCCUGACACCAUGGAGGCUGUGGGGAGCCAGGCCAGCCCUGCCCCUUGGACCUCUCAGCCCGGGGGGUUCUGUACUGGGCUGCUUGUGAAUUCUUGGUGCGGCGGGACCCCUGCCCCUUGGACCACACAGCCCUAUGGCUUCUUCUGGUUCCUGGAUCUUUUAGUCCUUCUGGGACACUAGCCCUGCCCCCUUUGACAACUCAGGAUCCCACUGUGCUCUCCCAGGCCCACCCCUCAGAAUCUGGGGAGCGUGAACAGGCAGGCCUGCGCCCUCCAGCCCAAGAACUUCAAGAUGGGAUUCUGACUCAAGCCAGCCGUCACCUUCUUCAGCCACCGGCGACCCACCGGCUCACCAUGGACGCCACCGGCUGGGUCCCUCCCUGCCCUCAGCGGCCCG
This is a messenger RNA of Sus scrofa (pig), 946 nucleotides long. It is a transcript of the gene NANOS2, whose product is annotated as nanos C2HC-type zinc finger 2. The record is from RefSeq and is a predicted model, not a curated record. NCBI's taxonomy places the organism in Eukaryota, Metazoa, Chordata, Mammalia, Artiodactyla, Suidae. Gene Ontology annotation, molecular function: zinc ion binding; RNA binding.